Messenger RNA from Pseudovirgaria hyperparasitica, 3804 nucleotides. RefSeq names its product elongation factor 2. The transcript has 6 exons. The coding region runs from base 298 to 3585 and encodes 1095 amino acids. Gene Ontology annotation, molecular function: GTP binding; GTPase activity; ribosome binding. Lineage: Eukaryota; Fungi; Ascomycota; Dothideomycetes; Acrospermales; Acrospermaceae. Gene Ontology annotation, biological process: cytosolic ribosome assembly. The record is from RefSeq and is a predicted model, not a curated record. Gene Ontology annotation, cellular component: cytosol; ribonucleoprotein complex.
GUUUUUGCCAGCAUGUGACGUCGCCUAUUGCAAGUUUGCUGUCCCAGAAACUUAUAAUCAAUACCAGGCAAAUCUUACAUAGAAAUUUCGCUUGCUCAUGGAAUAUAGAACGAAUUUGCAUGGAAAUCUAUGUUGCACGAGCAUUCUGCGCUGUAUACUUGACCGAAGACCUUCUGGUUGAGUCAGAGUGAUUCAGACUGAGCACAGCUGCGCGCCACACGCUUCCGAAAGACUAUAAAACACGACGACGUAUCAUAAUAUCGGUCCCGACUGUGAUACUGAUAUACGCCAGCCACAAUGCCGGUCGUCAAUCCUGAAAAAUUGGUUCAUCUGCAGCAGGCAGCAAAGGGAAUACGAAAUAUAUGCAUUCUCGCCCAUGUGGACCAUGGUAAAACCUCACUCACGGAUGCGUUGAUCGCCACCAAUGGUAUCAUAUCUCCAAAAUUGGCAGGGAAGAUCCGAUAUCUCGACUCUCGACCGGAUGAGCAGCUUCGUGGCAUCACCAUGGAGUCAUCAGCGAUCUCCUUGUACUUUGCCCUACUACGCCGUUCCAGUCCUGAUGCAGCACCGGAACAAAAAGAGUUCUUGAUCAACCUCAUAGAUUCUCCUGGUCACAUUGAUUUUAGCAGUGAAGUUUCUACUGCAUCGCGGUUAUGUGAUGGCGCUGUUGUCCUUGUGGACGCUGUGGAGGGAGUAUGCAGUCAAACAGUUACCGUUCUGAGGCAUUGUUGGGUCGAAAAACUCAAGCCUAUCCUCGUCAUCAAUAAGAUGGACCGUCUCAUCACGGAGUUGAAAAUGAGCCCUGGAGAAGCUUAUACUCACCUGAGUCAACUACUUGAGCAAGUAAAUGCCGUCAUGGGUAGUUUCUUCCAGGGGGAGCGCAUGGAAUACGAUCUACAAUGGCGAAAUCGUGUCGAAGAGCGGGUAACACUUGCUGCUUCUGCACGAGCGCAAGAAAGGGCGGAGAAUGUUGCGUCUGCUGCAAAUGAUACUUCGUCAGAAACAACUACAAACGAGUACGAAGAAAAGGAUGACGAGGAUAUCUAUUUUGCCCCGGAAAACAACAACGUCAUCUUCAGCAGUGCAGUAGACGGUUGGGCUUUCACUGUGAAACAGUUCUCUGCGAUCUACGAGAAAAAGCUUGGGAUGAAACGUGCCAAUCUGGAAAAGGUCCUCUGGGGUGACUUCUAUCUAGAGCCGAAGACGAGGCGUGUGCUUGCGCCAAAGCAUCUCAAGGGACGUAAUCUCAAACCUAUGUUCGUACAGCUUGUACUGGAUAACAUAUGGGCGGUGUAUGAGGCGACAACAGGUGGAGACAAGGGCAAAGGGGAUCCAGCAACUGUGGAAAAAAUAACAAAGUCUCUCGGCAUAUCCGUACCGCCUCAUAUUCUUCGGUCCAGAGAUCCACGUGCGCUAUUGACUACUGUAUUCGCAUCCUGGCUGCCACUUUCCACAGCCGUACUGGUGUCUGUGAUCGAGUACCUACCACCACCUGAUGAUGCGCAACAUACCCGACUUCCAGCUAUUAUUGACGCUUCUCCCGGUGCAGAUCAUGUUGACCAGAAGGUUCGCACUGCGAUGACAGAGUUCAAGAAGGAGAAAGGAGACCCGGUAGUCGCUUAUGUCAGUAAGAUGGUUGCGAUACGGCAAAGUGAACUGCCAGAGAACAAGAGGAGAGGUGGUGCCCUCACGGCUGAAGAAGCAAGAGAACUUGGCCGUAAGAAACGCGCAGAAAUUGCGAAAGCUCAAGCUUCAGCAAAUGGCACCAGCACUGAUCUCGGAAACAUGACUACUACACUCGAUUCGAUGACCAUGCGAGAAGACGGGGGAGAACAGGAGGAGACAGACCCUCCGGAAGAAGACGAAGACCCCGAGCACUUGAUUGGAUUUGCUAGGUUGUAUUCUGGCUCUCUCACAGUUGGCGACGAAGUCUUCGUACUACCACCCAAGUUCACACCUCAACAUCCCCACCAGCGACCUGAACCCCAAAAGGUCACCAUCACAGCCUUGUAUCUCUUGAUGGGACGCGGCCUGGAACCACUGAAGUCAGUACCGGCAGGCGUCGUAUUUGGAGUAGCUGGACUAGCAGGACACAUCCUCAAGUCUGGAACACUUUGCAGCCAGCUAGAAGGCUCGGUCAAUCUCGCAGGUGUCAACAUGGGUAGUAAGCCGAUCGUCAGAGUAGCUUUGGAGCCUGAGAAUCCCAGUGAUUUGGACAAGAUGAUCAACGGACUCCGCAUGCUGGAACAGAGCGAUCCCUGUGCCGAAUACGAAGUUUUGGAAAGCGGUGAGCACGUCAUUCUUACUGCUGGUGAGCUCCACCUGGAGCGAUGUAUCAAGGAUCUCAGAGAACGUUUCGCAAAAUGCGAGAUCCAAGCUGGCGAGCCUAUCGUGCCCUACCGCGAAAGUAUAGUCAGCGCAGCGGAGAUGAACCCAUCAAAGGACAAAGAUCUUCCUCGCGGGACGGUCGUCGGCCUGACAAACUCCAAACAAGUGUCAAUACGACUUCGUGUGCGACCUUUGCCGGCAUCCGUUACUGAAUUCCUGAGUAGAAAUGCACGCCCGAUUCGGAACCUAUACUCGAAUCGGCGCAGCGAGGACCACAACUCGGAGAGCACGACAACAUCUAGAGCCACUUCUCCAAAUCGUGAAGAAGCCAGAGAUGCAGCAGAUGAUAUCUUGGAUUCGGGCGCGGACCUGGCACUAGAGGAAUUCAAGGAACAACUAUUGGCUGCGUUUGCUGAGGCAAAAGGAGAGCGUGAAGUAUGGAAAGGGGUCAUCGAUCGCAUUGCUGCGUUUGGACCACGGCGUGUGGGACCAAAUCUGCUUAUAGACUCAACAAAGGAUGGUAUAUUAAGUAGAGCCCUCGAGACAUCCGACGAGCAUGCUGCAGACGAUGAAGGGGGUAAAAGAGUGGCUACGAGUUUGGUUCCCGGAGACUUCCAAGACAAAAUUACAUAUGCCUUCCAGCUUGCUACAGCGCAGGGGCCUCUCUGCAACGAGCCAGUGCAAGGAGUCGCUGUCUUCUUAGAAGAAGUUGGCUUGCAUCUACCAGACGAGGAAGAAUCUUCGUCUCGAGACAAGCUUGGCCGACUUACCGGCGAAGUCAUAAGGACUGUGCGAGAAUCGAUUCGUCAAGGAUUCCUGGACUGGAGUCCACGUAUGCUUUUGGCGAUGUACAGCUGUGAGAUUCAAGCAUCAACCGAGGUCCUUGGCCGAGUCUAUGCUGUAAUAACACGACGUAGAGGCCGGAUUGUGUCUGAAGAGAUGAAAGAAGGCACGCCAUUCUUCUCGAUCGUUUCGUUGCUGCCAGUUGCAGAGUCGUUUGGAUUCAGCGAAGAGAUUCGGAAGCGCACAUCGGGAGCUGCGUCUCCUCAACUAAUCUUCCAUGGAUUUGAGAUGCUGGACGAAGACCCAUUCUGGGUGCCUUUUACAGAAGACGACUUGGAGGAUCUUGGCGAGCUAGCGGAUAAGGAAAACGUGGCUAAGCGGUACAUGGACAGGGUGCGCAAGCGCAAGGGUCUUUUCAUUCAGGGGCAGAAGCUGGUAGAGAAUGCAGAGAAGCAGAAGACACUCAAAAGGUGAGGAGGGCAUGAUGAGCAGGAUGCGGCGCAUACGUGUCUUGACGAGAAUGUUGGGUUUCAGAUGGCUAUAUAGAGGAUGCGAUCCGACAUGGGGCAGUGAGGCAGUGAAUGGGAAGGGAGGAGUAGGACUUGGCACUAGAGUGAAUGAAUGAAUGAAUGCCAUGUUGAUGUCAACAACACUGUGUUAUACUUACAAUACAGUAGCAUGUCUGCAGGACCG